This is a messenger RNA of Ixodes scapularis (black-legged tick), 1696 nucleotides long. RefSeq lists its product as uncharacterized. The coding region runs from base 32 to 1696 and encodes 554 amino acids. The transcript has 3 exons. Lineage: Eukaryota; Metazoa; Arthropoda; Arachnida; Ixodida; Ixodidae. Gene Ontology annotation, biological process: viral genome replication. The record is from RefSeq and is a predicted model, not a curated record.
UGCCUGCUGCCUGGACUGCCUGCCCCCUUGGAUGAUGGAGCGGGAAAUGCCAGAGAAGAAGCGAGUCAGACUUGAGGAGAAUGACGAUGAGGGAGGAGAUGGACAAAGCAGUGGAGAAGAUGAGUCACGAUGUGCCGCUUCCCCUAUACAAGAGUUGGACGAAACUGAAGAAAUUGAUCGACGCGUGGACAUUUUACCAGGAGAAAUUUUGUCCGAACCAAGAACAUUGGCAACGCGAGAAUGCGACCAUCACGAGUCCCCUCCACUAUUGCCCCGAUGGGCAGAAGAGUUACGACGCGUUCCAAAACGAAGAAGAAUUGUGCAUGAUGUCAUUACCGUUGGAUCAUAUGGAGAAGCUCAGGAGUCUUAUUUUACUUUGUCUAAGCGCCUUGAAGAACCCAGAGCAGGAUAUGCCUUUGCCGCCAUCUCCUUCCACAUCUCGGGAUGUAGACGGCCGCACUUGCACGUCGUCCACGAUUGCUCGUGGAGCAACGGAACGUGUAGAUGUGUCGCCUUUGCAGGGUUCCGCAGAAGACCAAAUCGCUCUUCGGUUUGGUCUUGUAACACCGAUGGAUGGGACUAUUUCCGCCUCGUCGACUAUCUUAAUAAAGAGCCCCGCCGGUUGGAGUACCUUAAGGUGGCAGGAACCAGUUGGCUCGAACACAUUGGAGCUGAGGUAUUGGAACUCCCAAGACAUUGCAGAUGUGGAACCGCAGGAGCAGUGGAGGUAUUAUUUGGAGCAUUUCAAGGUCCAAGUGCAUGCGACGACUGCACCCGAAGUGUUGGAGGCCAUCCGAACACUUCGCAAGUAUACGCAACGGAAACUACUCCACGUGAAACCAGAAGAUGUGAGAAAGCACACCAUACAGAGGAGUCACUCUUUCUCAUCCUCUCCCAGAACCCGGUCUCGCCGCUGACGAACAUUACUCGAACUCCAAUGUGGUUAGAACGUGCGGACUUGCGAUUCAUACGCCUAGAUGACAAGCGCCUGCAACGUGCCAUUCAAGUUUUGAAUGAACAAUUGUGUAACUGGACCACUUUGGACUAUAUAUCUCUGUAUCAAAAGACUAACCCUCUGUUUGACGCACCACAUGGCAACAUUAGCCAAUAUUAUAUGGAUGUGCCGUCUUCGUUUGCAGCCAUUGUAGAGCUGUUGGAAUAUCAAUUGGGACCCGAAGUUCCAGACUUUGUAACCAACUUGUAUAACCUACUCGAAAGGCGCGUACCCAAGAAGAAUUGCAUGGAGAUUGUAUCCCCUCCAAGUGCUGGAAAAAACUUUUUCUUUGAUGCCGUUGUCAGUUUUUAUAUAAACAGGGGCACUAUACACAACUUUAACAAGUAUUCUAGUUUUCCAUUGCAAGAUGCCGUGGGCAAGCGCAUUUUGAUAUGGAACGAACCAAAUUGCGAAUCGAGCGCAUUUGAAACAAUAAAGAAAAUUUUUGGGGGUGAUGUAGACAGUGUAGCGGUAAAGUAUUCGAGCGACAUGACUGUAACACGCACUCCCGUGAUUGUUUUGAGUAACCACGAGACUUUUCCGCGCAUUCCAGCGUUUAACCACAGGAUGUUUAGGUACAGGUGGAAAACUUGUCCAGAAUUGCUAAAGUAUGACAAGAAGGUUAAUCCACUUGCGUUGAUUAAUUUAUUUGAUGCCUACCUCGACGAUCACGAGUAUACUGCCACGCGCCGUGUUCAAUAA